Molecule: messenger RNA, 1074 nt
Organism: Alternaria arbusti
Lineage: Eukaryota; Fungi; Ascomycota; Dothideomycetes; Pleosporales; Pleosporaceae
Exons: 2
Coding region: 1-1074 (357 amino acids)
Source: RefSeq, a predicted model, not a curated record
AUGAGCUCCGGCGUCAAGCGACAGCGGCAACCAGCCGUAUCCUCCAAUGCCGAGUCCUCCAAGAAGCGACGUACCCAGACGCGCGCAGCACCCAAGAGCCGUGGUCCCUACCGUUUCACCUUUGGCAAAUACAAAGGCAAAACCAUACAAGAAGUACACGAUGAAGACUUUGGUUAUAUCGAAGACUUCAUCGUCUUCGAGGGUAUGAUGGGUGGAAACGAUAUACUCAAGAAAAAUCCUGCCCUUAGAACUGGUCUGCGCGACCUACCGAAAUCCUGGUUGGAACAAGACUCAAGCCUAGAACGACUUCUGGACAACGACCAGCCAGGUGGCCCGAGUAUAUACGAGUACGAAGCCAUGGUUCCGAAUCAAGGCAUGAUGAAGAUGAACGAACAGAGUACGACCGAUCGGGCCGUUAUCACCGCGUCUCAUCAAAACGCACCUACUGUCAAACUUGAAGACUUCGCAGAGGCGCUGGACGAUUCUCAUUUCACCAAGAGAUUAAGUCCGAUGCAUAUAGCGUUCACUGCUACGGUCAUACGCGUCGAGCGAAACUUUACAGACUUCGGAGUAGGAGGCUCGGACUUCGAUCCUUUUGAGAUACUGCCAUGUGGUUGGCCCUGGGAAUCCCCUCUGAGCACUGAAGUCAACGUUGUAAUUACCGGUCAGGACACGGUGUGGGCAGAGAAUCUGAAGCCUCUGGUAUACGGGCACUAUCGCUUCAGUGGAAGUCUUGGUACCGGGUCUUCCCCUCCCAUGGGCUGGCCUAAGAGUCUCGACGUUCUCAAGGAUCCGGAGACUGUCGAACCGAGCAGCGGGUACUGCUUUCGAAUUGCUGGUAAGGUUAAGGAGGUGAAUGGUAGGAGUGUCAAAGUGAGCGUCAAGAGGGAGAAGACUCGUUAUGCGAAUGGCUGGGAGAAGGAUGUCAGUGUGGAUCUUUCGGAAGGUGUUCAGGAGCCUGAAGUUGACGCGUCAUAUGUGUUCAAGGGUCAUCUCGAGCCGUUCACCAAGGUGUUUAAGGAUAUCAAGUUCAUCGCAGAGACUUGUAAUAAGACCGGAGAAACCCAGUCUUAA